AUGGGACCUUUACCUGCAGUGCGUUUGGAGCCAUAUGUGCGCCCUUUCACGUACGUGGGUGUAGACCUCUUUGGCCCAUAUUUGAUCAAAAUUGGACGUAGUGCGCCAAAGCGAUGGGUUUGCCUGUUCACAUGUCUCACGGUACGAGCCAUUCAUCUGGAGAUUGUGAACAGUCUGUCAACUGAUUCGUGCAAAAAGGCGAUUAGACGAUUCAUUGCGCGGCGUGGAUCUCCCUUAGAGAUCUAUUCCGACAACGGAAGUAACUUUGUUGGAGCGAGUCGAGAACUGAUGCACGAAAUCAAACAAAUCAGUAGAGAAUUGAGCAGUACAUUUACCAACGCAAAUACUCAGUGGCGAUUCAAUCCACCAUCUGCCCCACAUAUGGGCGGGUGCUGGGAAAGGAUGGUGCGGGCCGUAAAGUCCGCUUUAGGAUCAAUUCCAACUGUCCGCAAAUUAGACGAGGAAUCUUUGGCCACCGUAUUAGCUGAAGCGGAGAGUAUGGUUAACUCGCGACCUCUCAGCUUCAUUCCUUUGGAAUCGGCCGACAGUGAAGCAUUAACGCCAAACCACUUUUUGUUGAUGAGUUCCAAUGGAGUGCGUGAACCCGAGAGAAGACCGAUGGAUGACAGCAGGAUUUUACGAAACAGUUGGAAUACGGUGCAACAUACAUUGGAUAACUUCUGGCGGCGCUGGAUAGUAGAAUAUUUACCAACCAUAACACGGCGGACUAAGUGGUUUAGAGAUGUGAGGCCGAUCAAAGAGGGUGAACUAGUAUUCGUGGCGGAUGAAAAUGUAAGAAACCGUUGGGUGAGAGGACGAGUAAUUCGGGUGAUUCCAGGCAAGGAUGGAGUGGUACGCCGGGCUGAAGUUCUGACAUCGGGAGGAAUAUUAAGGAGACCUGCUACGAAACUGGCUGUAUUGGACGUGGAUAGUUCUGGUGACGCCAAUCCUAAAGAUCUAGCGACACGCGGGGGAGGAUGUUCGCCUAAACAGCCCUUUGUUCCGUUACCAUAA
Armigeres subalbatus is the source of this 1014-nucleotide messenger RNA. RefSeq lists its product as uncharacterized. Gene Ontology annotation, molecular function: nucleic acid binding. The record is from RefSeq and is a predicted model, not a curated record. Gene Ontology annotation, biological process: DNA integration. The coding region runs from base 1 to 1014 and encodes 337 amino acids. NCBI's taxonomy places the organism in Eukaryota, Metazoa, Arthropoda, Insecta, Diptera, Culicidae. The transcript has a single exon.